AAAUUCAAUUGAAAAUUUCAAUUUUUGAUCAGCCAGCUUUUCCUAUUGGACGCGUGCGCGAAUUGUUUCAUUUAUUUAUUCCGUGCAAUAAGAAUUCCACUUGCGACUCAAUAGUUAAUUUUAUACAAGCAUUAUGGUCCGUUCGGGUUGGUUUUAAUGACAUGAUCAAAGAAUUUGUAAUAAUUAAUGACAUUGUUAUAGAAAAUAGGGCUAAUUUAGCUGGAAAUUUCCACGAUAGUACUAAUACUUUAAUUAAUGUUUGUGAAAAUUUUUUUACGUUUUCUUCUCCAAAAAAAGGUUCAAGCUGA
Dentiscutata erythropus is the source of this 308-nucleotide messenger RNA. NCBI's taxonomy places the organism in Eukaryota, Fungi, Glomeromycota, Glomeromycetes, Diversisporales, Gigasporaceae. The record is from the annotation of a GenBank genome assembly.